AGGAUGCGCGUGACGCCACGAGCCGAGGCAGACCAGCGGAGCAGACAGCACCCGGGCUGAGGCAGCAGCAUCAGCAGCAUCCGCAGCAGCAGCAGCGCCGCCACAAAGGGAGCCCAGUGCUGCUCGACGCUCUCUCCGCUCUCUCCGCUCUCUCCGCUCCUCUUCUCCAGGGUUUCACAUGCUCCGGCUCGGCGAAAAGAUGUGCGGCUUCUCGGCCCUAGUCUCGGUGCUUCUUGCCGGGCUCGCUGCGGCGUCUUCGGAUCUGUUUGACAACCAACUGGGCGACAUCAAUUACUGCAAAAAGCAAUGCCAGCUCACCAUAAAAAACAAAAGCCCUGCUAAAGACUGCAUAAUGAACGCCUGUCACCGCGGCUGUCGGCUCUACUCCAUCUGCCAGUUUGUCAAUGGCAACGCCGGCUUCAACACCAGCAGGGAGGAGUGUCAGGGGGCCUGCCAGGAGGCAUAUAUUAAGCUGCUGGAGCAGGAGGCCUGCUGCACCGGCUGUGCCAGCCAACCCUCUGAACCUGAGAUCAAGAGGAGGAAGCUCAGGGCCAUGACUCUCCGCCCUAAGCCCCCCUCUGUGAUGGAGGCCGUGUCCAGUUGGUGCAACGACAUCGUCAGUUCUGCCCAGAGCUUCAUCUCCUCCACCUGGACUUUCUAUCUGCAGGCUGAUGAUGGAAAAGUUGUGGUCUUUCAGAGCCAGCCAGAGAUGGAGUACUCUCUGCCCGAGCUGCAGGCUCCUCGAUCCAACGUGGCGGACAAACCCUGGCCUCAGGUCCACUCUCACACCCAGAGACCCCAUGGUGUGAGGGGACAUGGCGAGAGGGGAGCAUCCAAAGGAGCAGGCAAAGGGAAGCACCCUGCCCAGCAGCACACAGACGACCCCACAGCUGAGCAUGACUUCCUCGGCUGCAUGUCACGACGUUCAGGCCUUCCGCGGUGGAUCUUAGCGGCCUGUCUCUUCCUGUCCAUCAUGGUCAUGUUGUGGCUCAGCUGUGCCAGCCUUGUCACCGCACCAGAGCAGCACAUCAAGACACAGCUGAGCAUCAAUGGAGAUAAAGAGUUUAUGGAUAAUGCCCACAAAGUAAACCCGUAUCACCUGAGUCCUGUGAUCGCUGUCGCCAUAAAACAAUCGGAGGAGAGCCAGGAGGCGGGGCCUCUGCCGGUGAAAGUUGACCUGAACAAAACCUGCGUUUAGAAAGGACCAAUGGGAGAGCUGCUGUCAUGUUUCCCAGGGUAACCAUGUCUAAAUAUGCGGCCCGUCAAUGCAAGAGGUGAAACAAACACAUCACGGGACUCAACUAGUCUCCAGAAUUUUUAAAAAAUCGUAUUUUUAAAGAGCACGGCACCCGCUCCCAUCAUUUAAAAUUAUGAUACUAAAACAUCUAGCUUGGUCUUGUUGGUCCGAAGGCAUUUCAUUUCCUUGUACAGCCCGAAUUUCGUCAAGUCCAUCAUAUUAUCCUCAAUGAUCAGCCUGUCCAUUGCUUAUUGAUAAGUCAGUGAGAGCCAUGUUGGAGACAAGCAGGGAAGAUGGAUUGCAGCUGAGAGCUUUCAAUAAUUGUUCAUGUCUAGCGGGGACAAGAGAAGACAAACGCUGAUAUUCAUUCUAGAUUUAAUUUUGCCUCGUUCUCACAGAGAGUUUGGAUUAAUUGACGGAUUGCUGAGAGUGAGAGAGGAAAGGAAGAAAUAUGGAGAGGGCACUCUUUUGAGCGCUGCAGCAAUUAUUAGAAAUGUAAAACAUGUAUCAUCAUCGAAUCAUUCCCCUUCGCAACAUAACAGAAUUUGCAGGUGAGGUACACGUUCUCACCAAGAUCAGAGAAACAAAGGGCCACGUGUUUCAAAAACUAAAAGAGUGUCUUUUAUGAACUUAUUCCUCCGUGUGUUUGUGUAAGUUUGGAUAUGUGUGUGUCUGUGUGUGUGUAUGUGUUGUGUGUACAUCCACAACACCACACAAAUACUGAAGAACUGCCAGAUUCAAAACUGGAAACUCUAUCUGAGAAUGAGCUAAAUCCACACUACCGGUAUUUAUUUUCUACUCUAUUCAGAAUCUGAUCUGUUGUAGUGUUAUUAAAGGGCCAUGUACAGUUCAUUCAUCAUACAACUGCAAUUGAUGUGAAUGUAAAAUACAUUGCAACACAGACUGGAAGGAGACACAUGCAGGGGAGAUUGCACCUAUUACUGUAUUAUUAUAAUUAUUAUUAAUAUCAUUAUAUUAUUGCUCUUAUAUCACUCCAAGAGUUCUUAGCUGUUAUAUGUGCCAUGUGCUUUCUAAUAGCUGACUAUUUUGUAUGUCCUAGGAGCAAACACUGAAGGAUAACCUCUGAAACAAUGUGUAAUGCAAAGCUUUUAACGUAGACCGUUGUUAUUGAACAGAGUUACACAGUCUUAGAGAAGAUUUUCUGUUUCCCUCUCAGUGCUUUUGAUGUCCUGUAACGCUCUUUUUUCAUCCAGGCUAUGUAGACAAUAACCCGUGCAUGCAAGUGAUGCUUUGAUAGUUUAGCGUAACUGCCUGCCAUUUCCGUAUGGCAAAACUCUACUGUAGACU
Messenger RNA from Etheostoma cragini (Arkansas darter), 2545 nucleotides. RefSeq names its product transmembrane protein 59-like (gene tmem59l). Lineage: Eukaryota; Metazoa; Chordata; Actinopteri; Perciformes; Percidae. The record is from RefSeq and is a predicted model, not a curated record. The transcript is spliced from 9 exons. The coding region runs from base 179 to 1198 and encodes 339 amino acids.